UUUGCUCUCAGAAAAUCCCAUCUCGCGAGAAUAUGGGUUCUUCAUAAGACAGUCUUCUCCAAUAGUCUUGUUUUUGUUUUUAUUUUGUUCACCGAUGAAACGUCGUGUAUUUGACGUCUACUUGUGAGUUAACGGGUUUUAUGUAAGUCGGUUUGGUUUGUCGGAAGAGCAAGAACGAAGAUACAGAAGUUGAUUUCUUUUGUUCGCAGUUCUUUUUGUCGCCAGAGAUGGGAAUGUUUCCAUAGCGGAGGAAGCAAACGGUUUCCAGCGAACUGUCCAAAUAAUCCUUCUUUUAUCUACAUACAGCACUCUUCAGCAGCCAUUAACACUUAAACAUGGGUUCAAUACUAAGCCGAAGGAUUGCUGGUGUUGAAGACAUCGAUAUUCAAGCCAAUUCAGCGUACAGAUAUCCCCCCAAAUCAGGAAAUUACUUCACCAGUCAUUUUUUCAUGGGUGGAGAAAAGUUCGACACACCCCAUCCAGAGGGAUAUCUUUUUGGGGAAAAUAUGGAUUUGAAUUUCCUUGGCAACAGACCUGUGCAGUUUCCCUAUGUGACACCAGCUCCACAUGAGCCUGUCAAGACUCUGAGGAGUUUGGUGAACAUCAGGAAGGAUUCUUUACGACUUGUCAGGUAUAAGGAUGAUUCUGACAGCACACCUGAGGACACAGGAGAGCCCAGGGUGCUUUACAGUGUUGAGUUCUGCUUUGAUACUGAUGCCAGAGUGGCUAUUACAUUAUACUGUCAAGCCUUUGAGGAGUUUGCCAAUGGGAUGGCAAUAUACAGCCCCAAGAGCCCUUCAAUGGUGUCUGAGACGGUCCAUUAUAAGAGAGGGAUUAAUCAGCAAUUUUGUCUGCCAUCUUUCAAGAUUGAUUUCACUAAAUGGAAACCUGAAGAGCUGAACUUUGAUCUGGACAAGGGCGUUUUCCCUUUGGUGGUCCAAGCAAUAGUGGAUGAUGGAGAUGAUGUCACAGGGCACGCACAUGUUCUCUUGGCAGCUUUUGAAAGGCAUGUUGAUGGCAGUUUCUCAGUGAAGCCUUUGAAACAGAAGCAAAUCGUGGACCGUGUGAGCUAUCUGCUGCAGGAGAUUUAUGGCAUUGAAAACCGGAACAAUCAGGAGACAAAGUCCACAGAGGACGAGAACAGUGACAACAGCAGCGAGUGUGUGGUUUGUUUAUCAGACCUGCGUGACACACUGAUUCUCCCUUGCAGGCACCUGUGUCUGUGCAAUGCCUGUGCUGACACACUGCGUUACCAGGCCAACAACUGCCCUAUCUGCAGACUGCCAUUCAGAGCCCUGCUCCAGAUCCGAGCCGUGAGAAAGAAAACUGCCGCCACUCUCUCCCCAGUUUCCUUUAGCCCAGUGUUGUCCCAGAGCUCUGACCAUACUGAGCAUUCGAAUGCUGAUAACAUCCCUCCUGGCUAUGAGCCUAUCUCCCUGCUUGAAGCCCUGAACGGGGUUCAACCUGUGUCUCCUACAAUCCCAUCAGCACCUCUCUAUGAGGAGAUCCAGUUUUCUGGGGAGAUGGGAGAUCCCCUCAACCUGACUGGGCGGCAGCAAAAUGCAGAUCCCGCAUCAAUGAAGGGAAAAGGUAGCAAGUCACCAGACGGGUCUACACGUUCUCCGUCAUCCCCCAUACAGGAGGAGGAAGAUGAGGAGAGGAUGUCAGAGCUCUCUGAUGCCCAGCCUCAGUCUGUUCUGCCCUGCAGUCUCAGUCCCACUGAGGCCACAGCAGAGGGUGUGUCCACCAAUCCUGGUUUCCCAAAUUCAGGUUCCGAGAGCAGAUCACUGGGUGUGUCUGUGAGUGAAAUUCUACAGGACUGCCACAGUGAGCGCAGCAGCCUGAGCCGGACAGAAAGUGACCCCUCCGCAGAUCUGGCCCUGCCUGGGUCAUCAGAGUCCAUAGAAAGCCUGAAGAGUCAGAGCACCAGCAGCUCCAGUCAGCCUCUGCUCUGCGUCCCCAGCACCCUCCGCAUGGAAGAUGAGCGUCUCGCUUCAUAAACGUCCCCCGCUGUGCCAGUUUCAUCAACCCGCUGUCUCAAUCAUCACUACGCAAAUACGCAAACAUUACCUUGUCUCAAUUCAGACGAUUACUUCUUUAGUAUCACAAUCAAAGUCUUAUGUUGAAGAGUCCAAGACAUUUCUCUGUGAAGUAGAAACAUUAUACAGGAGUUUUAACGCACUAGCUUCAAGAAAACUUUAUAAAGAAAUGACGUUUAUAAGACUGUACUAGCUUUUGCUUUGAGACUACAGAACUUUUGAAUGGUUUAAAUGCUUUUAAUGAAUGCCCAGCCUCUUUGAAGUAUGCAGCUUCAUUGUGAUUUUUGACUGUGUACUUGAUACGUUUUUAUUGUUUUCUGUAGUCGGCAAAUGAACACUAAGUGCGUCAGAUUGCAGUCUGAUACUGACGGAUAGUAUAAUCAGUUACCCAGUUGGAAGUAGUCAUCUAUGUCUAUAUCUUAUAUAUUUGUUCUGUGCCUUACAGUACUGUGUGGCUGUCCCUUUGUCCUCCCGUUGAAACAUACAAAGUGGGAAGCUGUAGCACUUUUUGAAGCUUUAAUGAGUAGUUUAUAGAGGGAUCUGCCAUCAUUUACAGUGACAUAUCUGAUGCUUUUUAGUGAUAUCACUGCUGCUUAUCUAUGUCAGGCACCUUUCAAAAUGAUGUAUAUUUGUAUGUAGUCAGAUUGUUUUAUCAUAAAGUGUUGUGCACUAAA
This is a messenger RNA of Megalobrama amblycephala (Wuchang bream), 2713 nucleotides long. It is a transcript of the gene mgrn1a, whose product is annotated as mahogunin, ring finger 1a. Gene Ontology annotation, cellular component: cytoplasm; early endosome; nucleus. NCBI's taxonomy places the organism in Eukaryota, Metazoa, Chordata, Actinopteri, Cypriniformes, Xenocyprididae. Gene Ontology annotation, molecular function: ubiquitin protein ligase activity. Gene Ontology annotation, biological process: negative regulation of G protein-coupled receptor signaling pathway; endosome to lysosome transport; protein ubiquitination. The record is from RefSeq and is a predicted model, not a curated record.